Molecule: messenger RNA, 1027 nt
Organism: Microplitis mediator
Lineage: Eukaryota; Metazoa; Arthropoda; Insecta; Hymenoptera; Braconidae
Exons: 5
Coding region: 119-952 (277 amino acids)
Source: RefSeq, a predicted model, not a curated record
UGUAGUUUAUCGCGAAUAAUACCAAUAAAUAAGGAAGUGAGUUUCAGUACUAUCAAAGUAUAAAAUAAUUUUUUUGUGUCAAUAUUUCUUAUCAUUACUUCUGACAAUAAAUAAAAAAAUGAAAACUUUAACAAUAAUCACAAUAGUAAAUUUAGAGAUUUGUCUAUUGAGUGCACAAUUGAGUACUCAACUCAAUCUAAAUGAGGAUUGCGACCUUCAGACAGCAGCCUCUAUGGGGGCAAGUGCAUCUAAUGAGGGAGCGAAUGUAGAAGUUGAAGGACAGGCAAAUUUACCUUCAUGCGAAUGUCUGAAGCGUCUAGAUAUCCAAGGCUCUGUUAGCGUUUCUACAAACGGUAUAAAUGCAAAGGGGGGCGUCUCUCAAUCUGGUUCGGUUAUUAUCCCCGGGGUUAACUGCAUGGAAACAGAGACUUCCGAAGAUGGAACAGACAAAGGAUAUAAAUAUAUUGUAGACAUUGACCGAACUGCUUUAGUCACGCCUGCUAACAUCUAUUUAUACACGCAUUAUAAUAAAGAUAACGAUUCAUAUGGUAAAUAUUGGGAUACGAUGGAGACAGGAAAUGACCUUAAAAUAAACUUUGCCAAGAUAUUCGUGAAUGAUGAUAUUGUUUACGAAUCAACGAAUGGUGAUAAAAUGAAACCUGCGUGCGAUCAUUCAUAUCCUGAGGAAACUCCUGAAGCCAAUAUUUGGAAAAUUAUAAAUUUGCUUGUUAUGGACGGCCAAGACUGCCCAAUACCAGAAGGGACAAAUUAUACUCUUCCUAUUAAGAUGUCAUCAGUAGAACUUUCGUUCAAUGAACCAAUACCGUGCGGUAAAUAUUUGUUUGAUCUUCUUUUAAAGUCACCGGAGGAUAAACCUGUACUGAGGGUUCAUCUAAAAUGGAACAUUGAAAAGGAUUCAACUGAGUGUACAGAUGAGACUCAUCAACUUUAAUAGUUAAUCAUUAUUGUAAUGUUAACUAUUCAAAAUGAAAAUAAAACAUCGUGGAAACACUAAUUUUGUAAUUUU